Folsomia candida is the source of this 4674-nucleotide messenger RNA. Its product is annotated as toll-like receptor 7. The record is from RefSeq and is a predicted model, not a curated record. Gene Ontology annotation, molecular function: protein binding. Lineage: Eukaryota; Metazoa; Arthropoda; Collembola; Entomobryomorpha; Isotomidae. The transcript has 8 exons. Bases 1617 to 4529 code for a protein of 970 amino acids.
AUGCAUUACACGUAAGUAUGUGCUUGCAAAUAGUUCUAGAUAUGUCUCUUCAUUAAGUGUAUUAUCCCUGCUUCUGCUGCAACAAAGUCCUCUCUAAUUUUCCCACUAUUACAAAUACAUACAUAGUUCCCAUUGUUUUUUUUCUGAGAGCGAACGUAUCGAAAUCUGACUUGGUCUCAUUUCAAGUUCUUGUCCGAAUGUGAAUUAUCCGUUCGAAUUUGCACGCCUGUCUCCUCAACAACCCCCAAGUGACUGCAGCACCUGUCAUUUCACGAUGAAAUAGAUAGUCAAUAGUACUAAAUUGUGUGAAUCAGUCACUGCACGGCGAAUUACUUCAGUGACUUGUAGCAUAAGUUGGAAUCAUGUCAGCGACGUUUGUAAGUAGUUAUAUAAGGUCACCGUUGAUAUCCGUUGGGGCGAUUUCUUACGGGAAAUUAUGUCUGCUUGCGUGUAAUUGAAAAAUUCUCUGAUUACUGCACAAGGAUUCGUAAAUAAGGCGUUGCAGGGUAUGUGUAACAGGUAUCAAGUGGAACAUACGGCGUGGAAAUGUGCGAAUACAAAUGUGGAAAUUGUCGAGAGUUCUUGUAAUUCAUGUCUCGCACAAUAACCAAACCAAUUGAAGACUUGUGUCAUUUCUUAAUAAACCCAUGAACUGGUUGCAUUACAUGUCUUCGGGUGGUCCAGUGUAGGUGGACGCGCCGCGAUAAGCUCCACUGCUCAGUGUAAUAUUAUAAUUAUAAGUGUGCGUCGACAAAGUUUUGGUGAUCAUCGUCAUAAUUUGUUUAAUGUAUGACGGCACGUAAAACAAACUUUUGUAAAAAAAAAUGCGGUGAAGUUUUUUGUGACAAAAAAUCCCGUUUCAAAAUUGAAGCACGACACGAAAGGAUACCCACGCCAGAAGUAAUCAUGGAUAUGUGUACGUACUUUUGCUUUGUUUAAAGAAAACAUGUAGUCAACAAAACUAAUGUGGAAUUGAAACUCAGCUCGUAAAUCACUAUUCUUCCAAAAACAAUAAAUAAUCUGGGUUCGAGUUGUGGAGUCGUUCUGCAAUUAUUCGUGACAAUCUGUGAAGAAGAUACAUAAAUCUAUAUUUUGUGACACCAAGUUUCAUCUAUCGAGAGGAUAAUGGUGUGCAUGGAUCAUGAUGGAUGUGACUCAUUACGAGAGAAUAAUAACAAUCUUGUCACUAAUUGUUCACCAAGAUUCAAAGUACUUACACUGCGAUUGUUUGUUUACUGGGAACUGUGAAAAUCUACAGAUUAUUAUACAUACGUUCUGCUAUGCAAGAGGCAUAACAAUAUCAAUAGAAAACCUGAUUACGCUCUGAUGGGAAAUCCGAUGAUAAUAAACUCGUAACUGAAACAUUCUCCGAACUCUCAGUUGCUGAGAUUUAGUUAACAGAGAUAAAGACCCCAGAGUUCGUGCUACAAAAAUGCUUGAAACUGCAACUGCGCAACCGGAAUAGCAUUCAUAUUCUCAGACCCCUUCUUAGAUAAUUGGUGUUAGCCUCAUUAGUUCGACAGUUUACAGAGGCAACAAGUGUGUGUGUGUGCAUGUGUGUAAUCAAUGUCUGAGAAAAUUGUGGCAACCAAUAGUGCAAUUGCAAAGGACGGACAAUGGUGGUGCAACGACACAGUUCUUGCUACAUUUUCAGUUUUUUUGGAAUAUUUCUGCACUGUUUCGUCUGCUGCUUUGGGUCUUACUUCAACUGUGACCCGGUCAACCAAGGUCACUACUGCUUGUGUUCUCAAAGUGAGCCAAGAGUUUGGGAUAUCCAGUGUCCUGCCCGGAUUUUGGAAGUAUAUCCGGUGGCUUUGAAAUUGUCCAUAUCACAUUUGGAUCCGGAGGAAGCCAACUUGCGCAUUGUUUGCGAUCCGAAUAAAAGUCACUUUGGAUGGCGUUUGGUCCAAGGGGUCGAUUUUGACAAUGACAUCACAUUUAGCAUUACAAGUUUGGAGAUUAGUUAUUGUCCUCUUAUUUCCACAGUUGAUCUCCAAAAUUUUUUGCAACAGUUGAAGCUGGAUCCGGAGGAUAUUCAGAGCUUUUCAUACCAAUCAUGGCGAGAAAAUGUCACAUUUCCGCCAGAUUUUCUGAAAGUGAUGCCCAAUUUGGAAAACCUAGAUUUGACAAACAACGACCUGGACUCUUUACCCAGUUUUCAAGAUUUACAGUUUUUAACUAGGCUUCAACUCUUCUCAAAUAGACUGACAACAAUUCCAAAUGAUACUUUUACACAUAAUUUUCACCUGGAGGAAAUACGCUUGGGGUCAAAUCGCUUGUCUAAAUUGGACAUGACAAUAUUUCCUAGCUCAUUAAUCUUUCUUGACUUGGCGGACAAUCGCAUUACUACAAUCACCAAUCAAUCAUUCGUGAACUUAUUUGGACUUCAGGUUUUGAACCUGAACAGCAAUCCGCUGGAGCAUGUGGAAAGCGGAGUGUUUAGUCCUCUAAAAAAUCUGACAGAGUUGAGCCUUGACUACUCGAAACUCUUGUCUCCUCCCGUACUCAAAAACCUGCCCAAAUUAACCAACCUAUCAAUUUCAUACAGCUUAUUUUCCUCAACUCACGAAUUAGUCACCACCCUCACGCCAUUGUUGUUACAAAAAGAGGAUACGGAGGUGACGACUGGCAACAGUGAGACUACAAAUUUCUACACAAGCACGACACCCCUGACGACAAUGACGUCUCCUCCUGAUUACAAGGAGGAUGGCGACGGAGAGGUAAUUAGUGAAAAUGAGACGCCCGGAGGAAGAAGUGAUGCUGACGAUGGCGAUGAUUACGAGUCUAAUAACAACAGUAAGCAGAAAACAAAAGUAAUAAGUGAGGAGCUCAUCGGUGAUUUGUAUUCCUUGCGAAAACUCAUUCUCAUUAACGACGACCUCAAAUCCCUAACUUGGCUCGGUUAUCUGCCCAACUUGACGGAUUUGGUGCUGAGUCGGAACCAACUUCAAGUUAUUCCGAGUGGCUUUUUUAGAAAUCUUCCAUCCGUUGUGUAUGUGGAUUUUAGUAAAAAUUCCAUCAAUGAGUUGAAUGAAAUGGAUGCUCGCUUUAUGACCUAUUUGGAUCUGAGCAACAACUUUUUGAGGAUUCUUGACCACGAUUACUUCAAGCACCUGCGACAGUUGCGCGUACUACUUCUCUCCACAAACAAGAUUGAGUACGUCCAUCCUCGAACUUUCCAAAAUCUUGAAAGUCUCACCAUCCUUGACUUAUCCAACAAUCGCAUCUCGUUCGAAACAGGACCACCCUCGAUGACACAUGCGAUGAGGACAGGGGGCCUUGACAUGAUGAUGAUGGCCAUGUCCAGCACCAUGAUGCCCACGACGACAAUGUCAGCAGGGUCGGACGAGGUGGAGGAAAAGUUGGACGAAAUUCAGCCUCACAAUCAGAGUCCACUCCAAUAUUUGACCAAAGUUGAGCGGAUAAAUCUCAAGAAUAAUCUCAUCAACAAGGUUUUCAUGGACUGGACGUUUGUACCCACCAAUUUGAAGAGCUUGGAUUUAAGCCGCAAUCAAAUCAAAUCCUUGCAUCCUAGAGAUCUCUACUUUGUGUCUCAGGACGUAAGGUUUGACCUGAGGUACAAUGAAAUAGCGGACGUCGACAUGGAUUUUGCAGACUUGUUGUUGGAUCCUUUAGAAAAUAAAAAUGUCGUCGUGUUGCUGGAUGGGAACCCAAUCGACUGCGACUGUCAUGCAAUUUCGUUCAAGAAAUUUUCAGUCAAAUCCUAUCACCUCCAAUAUUCAGAUCUACGAUGUGCGUCCCCUCCGACUUUGGAGGGGCGCAAAUUCUCUGAAAUUGAAGCAAAGGAUUUACGCUGUAUGCUUUCACAAUCCUGCCCAAUUGGAUGUUCGUGUUGGGAGCUGCCGUCAGAAAACUUGAUAAAAAUGGACUGCAACAGCCUCAAUUUUUUAUCCUCGCAAAAUGUAACAUCCUUGAAAAACUUUACAGAUGUAUACGAACCAUUAGAGUUUGAAAUAGACAUUUCAAACAGGAAUAUGCAACAUAUAACGGAGUCCAUAACUCAAAGUAUCACGUCACAAUUUCGGUUUGUGAAUCUCACUCAAUCUGGUCUCUUGUCCCUGGAUUUUUUGGCCGGAUUACACCCAUCCAACAACGUGACAAAGUUCGCCCUAUCUAAAAAUCGCUUCAAGUGUGAUGGGUGCAAAUUUCAGAAACUUUGGUGGACAAAUUUUAAGCGGAUAGUUGAUAUUCGUAACGUCACGUGCAUUCUUGGUGAGAAUGAUGGUUCGAACGAGGGCCAAACGUUGUUUUUCCAAGAUAUUGUGAGAAGCUCAAUGUGUUCCGAAAAUGCCAUAAGUGACGAAAUAAGAUGGUUGGUGAUCUCCUUGGCCAUUGUCAUCCCUGUAAUAAUUUCCACCAUGAUUUGUAUGACAAGACUGCACAAAGGGAGGGGCAACACCAACGCCUCCUCAAAAAUUAGGAGGUUAGAAUCCAUGGUGGGAUCGCAGUCGAGGGCGUAUGCAACCACGCGGUCUAAAGUGGUGGAUUUGGAUAGCAGUAAUUUCUGAAUGUUUAUGUACAAUCCUAAAUACAUAACAAAUGAGUGAUACUUAGUCAAUGGUGUCUGUCUGAGACGUGGGGUUUAUUUAUUUUAUAAAUUGUUAGUACAUGUAAAUAAAACUAUCACAUAUUAAUAAAUGUUUGGUUUUCUCA